Molecule: messenger RNA, 1480 nt
Organism: Triticum dicoccoides
Lineage: Eukaryota; Viridiplantae; Streptophyta; Magnoliopsida; Poales; Poaceae
Exons: 1
Coding region: 142-1125 (327 amino acids)
Source: RefSeq, a predicted model, not a curated record
ACUCCAGAUUUCCAUCCCAAGUCGUCUCAUGAGAAACUUCUUCUCCGGUGACCACCCGCCUCUCGACCAUCGACAAGAUACAUUACUACAAGCGCACUCUCUCUGCGACCAAACCCCCUAGCCAGACCAGUUCGUCCCACCAUGGUCGCCGCACCGGCAGGCCCGGGAGGUGGAGGUGCGCCCCUCUCUCCGUGCGCCGGCUUCGUCGCGGACUCUUUGAUCCUCCCCACCCGGAACGCCAGGCUCUUCGCGCCGGUCUUCGCGCUCGUGCUCGCCCACACUUUCGUCUUCCUCGCCGUCGCCGUCCACUUCGCCCACGAGUACGCCCUGUCGGGCCCCACGAUCUGGCUGCACCCAGCGGCGCUGCUCGUCCUCCACCUAGCCUACCUCGCCAGCAAGCUCGCCACGCAGGCCGCCGUCGCGCUCGCCGGCUGUGCCACGCUCUGCGGCGACCGGCCGCGCUCGCUCGCCGAGCUCGUGCGCGGCACCCCCCGGCCCCGUGCCCUCUUCGCCGGCGCCGCGCUGGUCGCCGUCGCGGAGCUCGCGUGCACGGCCGUCCCGGCGUAUUAUCUGGACUCUUGGUACAGGUACAGCUGGAGCCACUCCGACACCGGCGGCGUGGAGUCGUUCGUGCAGGGCGUCCUGCUGUUCGUCUUCCUCGCCACGCUCCUCUUCCGCCUCUGCCUCGCCGCGGUCUUCCCGGUCGCGGUCGCCGCGUCGGCGACGGCGGCGACAGAGGAAGCCGGCGACGGUGGUGGCGGCGCGAGCGCGGCCGCUCAUCUCCAGCGCGCGUGGCGGCUCAUGACCGCGGCCGCGAGCUGGAAGGAGGCCGCCGUGCAGGUGGUCGUGGUGAGCGUCGUGCUGCCCCUGGCCACCUACCCGGUGUACGCGUUUGCUCUGGACUGCGGGCAGGGCGGGUGCGUGCUUUUGCUCGGCUGGAUGUACGGGUUCCUUCUGCCGUCCGCCGGCGUGCAGCUCUACUCCACGGUGGCCGCCACGGUGUUCUACCACCGGUGCAUGGAGCAGCAGCGUCAUGAGCUUGCCAUUCCACUGACGAUGAAGGUCAUGAAGCUAGGAGGUACCCCGCUAAAUUCUCUGAAAUUGAUUAAGGGUGGGAUCGCCUGAAGAAUCUAUGAUGAAUAGCAAUCUGCUCUGAAUCGCCUGGAAGGAGCUCGGGUGCAAAUUUGUGGCUAUGUAGAUAGUGAAAAUGGCAUAUUAGGCACUCUAGCUUUGCUCAGGUUUCAGUAAAAUUUCUAGGUCCGCCAUUGGUGAGCAGAUUUUAGUUUCAGCUCAAUAAGGCAUUAAUAUCUCCCUCCUCAUGGAACCGCUUGUCAGAGUUGCAAUCCAAACUUCAAAAGUCGUGUUGCUCAUCCUAAAAAAUUCUCAUGAUCUAUAUGACUAUAUAAUGACUGUGUUGUAUGAAAUAAGUUGAAUGAUCAUGGCAUAAUCAUAGAAUCUUGAGAAAUAUGCAAUGCGGUUA